AUGGCAGAGACAAGAGCAGAGACAGAUGCUUUUGGGGAGGUUCAAGUGCCGGCAGACAAGUACUGGGGCGCGCAGACUGAGAGAUCUUUGGAGAACUUCAGAAUCAAUCAGCCACAAGACCGCAUGCCUCCACCUAUUAUCAAAGCCUUCGGUAUCCUGAAAGGCGCGGCAGCAACGGUUAAUAUGGGAUUUGGCCUUGAUCCUAAAGUUGGCAAAGCCAUUCAACAAGCUGCGGCGGAGGUUGCGGACCUCAAGCUCAUCGACCACUUCCCCCUCGUUGUCUGGCAGACUGGCUCUGGAACACAAUCAAACAUGAACGCAAACGAGGUCAUCUCAAAUAGAGCAAUUGAGAUUUUGGGAGGCACAAUGGGUAGCAAGAAGCCUGUUCACCCAAACGAUCAUGUCAACAUGAGCGCCUCCUCGAAUGAUACUUUCCCUACCGUUAUGCACAUUGCGGCUGUUCUUGAGAUUGAGCACGAACUUAUUCCUGCUAUCAAGUCUCUCCGCGAUGCGGUCCAGAAGAAGGUUGACGAAUUCGAAGCCAAGAACAUCAUCAAGAUUGGAAGAACACAUUUGCAAGACGCAACGCCAUUGACUCUUGCCCAAGAGUUCUCUGGAUACGUAGCACAAUUAGACUUCGGAAUCAAACGUGUGGAGUCUUCGCUCCCUGACCUCCGACUGCUGGCACAAGGUGGAACUGCUGUUGGCACUGGUAUCAAUACCUUCAAGGGCUUUGCUGAGAAGAUUGCGGAGGAAGUCACCAAGAUGACUGGCACUGAAUUCAAGACUGCCCCCAACAAGUUCGAGUCUUUGGCUGCUCACGAUGCUAUUGUACAGGCUUCUGGAUCACUCAACACUCUUGCCUCAUCACUUUUCAAGAUUGCGCAGGACAUCCGAUAUCUCGGCUCUGGACCUCGUUGCGGACUUGGUGAAUUGGCCCUUCCUGAAAAUGAGCCGGGAAGCAGUAUCAUGCCUGGCAAGGUUAACCCCACUCAAUGUGAGGCCCUUACCAUGGUAUGUGCUCAAGUCAUUGGUAACCACACUGCAACGACCAUUGGUGGCAUGAAUGGACAGUUCGAAUUGAACGUAUUCAAGCCUUUGGUCAUCCGAAACCUGUUACAUAGCAUCAGGAUUCUCAGCGACGGGAUGAGGAGCUUCGAGAAGAACUUGGUUGUUGGACUCAAGGCAAAUGAGGAGAAGAUUGCGAGCAUUAUGAAGGAAUCUCUCAUGCUGGUCACUUGCCUGAACCCAAAGAUCGGAUACGACAUGGCAAGCAAAGUCGCCAAGAACGCCCAUAAGAAGGGCUUAACACUAAAAGAAUCGGCUAUGGAGCUCAAGGCUUUGACCGAGGAAGAAUUCGAUGCACUUGUACGUCCGGAGUUGAUGGUUGGUCCUGAGGACUACAAGGGUAAAUAG
Mollisia scopiformis is the source of this 1416-nucleotide messenger RNA. Its product is annotated as fumarate hydratase. Bases 1 to 1416 code for a protein of 471 amino acids. Gene Ontology annotation, cellular component: mitochondrion; tricarboxylic acid cycle heteromeric enzyme complex. NCBI's taxonomy places the organism in Eukaryota, Fungi, Ascomycota, Leotiomycetes, Helotiales, Mollisiaceae. Gene Ontology annotation, biological process: malate metabolic process; tricarboxylic acid cycle; fumarate metabolic process. Gene Ontology annotation, molecular function: fumarate hydratase activity. The transcript has 3 exons. The record is from RefSeq and is a predicted model, not a curated record.